CUCUCAUUCCAGCUCGGCUGCCGUUCAAGCGCUUGAACCCUGUGCCCAAGGACAAGUACGAUGCAGACUCAGAAGUCAAGAAAGUGAAGAGCUCCCCGGGGGGGUUUGGUCCCAGUAAGGAUUCCUCCCUUGACGUGUUGUCUGCAUCCCUGGACAAUGUGGAGAAUGACUGCCAGCUGGAGCCAGGGCUGGAUUUUGCUCCUAAACUUGUUAAUGGAAAGGGACCAUUAGACCAUUUUAUCCAGAAGAACCCAAAAGAUAACCCAAAUGAACCUGUAAUUGUUAUUGACCUGACAAAGGGCUCCAACCAUAGACUGAGUGGUGACAGAGACCAUGUGGAUUCAAAAGCAUCUUCAUCUGUAGCUGUAACUAAUGGCACAUUAGGAAAAGCGAGAAACCAGUUGAGUUGCCUGGAUUCCUCUCAGAGAAGCCAAAUGGAUGAGUCCCUGGAGACUGAUGCUCCAUGUGGAAAUCAAGAUGAAGGUUUGGUAGCUGGAAUCCGGCCACAUUCCAGGUUAACAGAGGGUAACAACGUGAAAAGCACAAAGGUAAACCCAAUUGAACUGAAGGAUGUCAUCUUUGAGGGCAAGAUGCCUGUGGUGCUCCUGCAGGACAUUAUGAGUGCCAAGUCUCCUCCAGUCGCUUCUCUGGAUGGGAGCAUCACGUCGGAAAACGAGACCAUGGAAUCAUCCCGGGAAGGGGACUCAGGACUCACCAACUCCUCGCUCAGCUCUGGCUCUGGGAGCUCACCCGAGGUGCGACCUGCAGCAGAGACAAAGAGAACCUCCAGUCCCUUGGCUGUCUCCACGCCUGCGAGGAAGGUAUCUCAGAAAUUCCACAAAAGCUCUGCAGAGAAGGAGAAGCUGAGAUUGCAAAGAGACCAGGAGCGUGCAGACAAGCUGCAGAAGUUACAAGCAGAAAGGGAGGAAAAGGGAAGGCUGAAAGAAGAAGCAAAAGCUGCGAAAGAGCGAGCCAAGGAGGAGGCCAAGAAGAAGAAAGAAGAGGAGAAAGAAUUGAAAGAGAAAGAAAGGAGAGAAAAGAAAGAGAAAGAAGAAAAGGAAAAAGCUGAGAAGCUGAGAGUGAAGGAGGAGAAACGCAAGGAGAGGCAGGAAGCCUUAGAGGCAAAACUUGAAGAGAAGAGAAAGAAAGAAGAGGAGAAACGGUUGAGAGAGGAGGAAAAGCGUAUCAAUGCCCAGAAAGCAGAAAUCACGAGGUUCUUCCAGAAACCAAAGACUCCCCAAGCCCCGAAGAUUCUUGCUGGCUCCUGUGGAAAGUUUGCUCCUUUUGAAAUUAAGGAGAACAUGGUCUUAGCUCCCCUGUGUCGUAUCGCCCUGGAUCCAGACUUCUUAGAGCAGCUGGAUAAGCUCCUGCGUGCACAGAGCAGUGAAGUUUCCUUCUUGAGGGACCUAAAGUGUCGUAAACCACGUAAAACUGGACCUACUUUUGUCAAGAGCAGCACUGACGAAGUGAACAGUGACGUGGUGGUAGUGGAUAACUGCAAAACAGAUGCUGUUCCUGAAAGGGGGAAAUUUGGGAGGAUGAAACUCCUGCAGUUCUGUGAGAACCACCGUCCUGCGUACUGGGGCACAUGGAACAAGAAAUCCACUAUGAUCCAUCCCCGGAAUCCUUGGUCAAGGGACAGUAAACUACUGGACUAUGAAGUAGAUAGUGAUGAAGAAUGGGAAGAGGAGGAACCUGGAGAAAGUCUCUCCCAUAGUGAAGGGGAUGAUGAAGAGGAGGGAGAGGAUGAAGAUGAUGACGAUGGGUUUUUUGUACCCCAUGGGUACCUAUCUGAAGAUGAAGGAGUGACAGAAGAGUGUGAUCCAGAGAAUCAGAAGGUUCGUCAAAAGCUGAAAGCAAAGGAGUGGGAUGAGCUGAUAGCCAAGGGGAAGAGGUUCCAUGUUCUACAGCCUGUGAAAAUCGGCUGCGUCUGGGAAGGAGCAGAACAUGACGGCAGCACAAAUGCAGACCUAAAGGUUCUGCAGCAGUUCACAGCCUGCAUCCUGGAUUCACCUGUUGCAGAGGAAGAACAGCAGGUCCAGAAAAGCAGCAAAAAAAGAGCAAAAGAUCAGCAAAUCCUUGGCCACCUCCUGCCGCUGCUGCACGGCAACGUGAACGGGAGCAAAGUGAUCAUCCAGGAAUUCCAGGAGUGCUGCCGACAGGGACUCUUCAGUGACGUGACGGCGGCCGCCGACUGCAGCGACACCAGCCCCGCCAGCCCCGUGGCCUCCCGCCCACAGACGCCUGUUGGGGAGGACAGUGGGGUCCCUUCCAAAGCCAGGCUAAAGAGAAUCAUCUCGGAGAACUCUGUGUAUGAGAAGAGACCCGAGUACAGGAUGUGCUGGUACGUCCACUCCGAGGUGCUGAAGAGUUUUGACCAAGAGCAUCUCCCCGUCCCUUGUCAGUGGAGCUACGUCACCCAAGUCCCUUCCUCGGGGAAGGAGGAGGGUGGCAGCGUGGCAGGUUUGGCUGUGCUGCAGCCCACCCCCGUGGCAGUGAAGAGGAAGCCCACUGGCAGCAUGUCCAUCACCAAGUUCAUGAAGAGACCUCGGGAUGCUGAGCAGGCUGAAGCUGCAGAGAUGGAUGGAUUUCAGGCAGACACUGAGGAAGAUGAGGAAGAUGAUGACUGCAUGAUUGUGGAUAUACAGCCAGGCAAAGAUUCUACAGUGGCAGCUUUGGACUCGAGUGGUGCAGGAGCUGCUCCCCAGGACACCAACAUGCUCGACCCAUCUAAUACAGCUUGA
Molecule: messenger RNA, 2744 nt
Organism: Nestor notabilis (Kea)
Lineage: Eukaryota; Metazoa; Chordata; Aves; Psittaciformes; Psittacidae
Gene: CHAF1A
Product: chromatin assembly factor 1, subunit A (p150)
Exons: 13
Biological process (GO): nucleosome assembly
Cellular component (GO): nucleus; CAF-1 complex
Source: RefSeq, a predicted model, not a curated record